Molecule: messenger RNA, 15687 nt
Organism: Bombus pascuorum
Lineage: Eukaryota; Metazoa; Arthropoda; Insecta; Hymenoptera; Apidae
Gene: mgl
Product: low-density lipoprotein receptor-related protein 2
Exons: 18
Coding region: 481-14313 (4610 amino acids)
Molecular function (GO): protein binding; calcium ion binding
Source: RefSeq, a predicted model, not a curated record
CACGCUUCGAAGUUAGUCGUUUGCUGACCGCGGCCGCGUUGAUGUUGCGCGUGGGAGCCAUGAACUGAAUCCGAGAGUAGCUCGUGCUCUUUUCGCGUUCUUUUUUUUCUUUUCCUUCGUCUUCCUUCCUGUACCAAGGGACUGUAUUUGCUUUUCGUCUCGAGAAGAACACGCACGUGCAACAGAUAGUUUCUGCAACAUCUGCUAACAAGUGUAUUUUACAAUCAACGUUUCUUAAUCCUCAGAAAGGAACUUACAAAAUUAUCGCAAGUUCUGCGUUUGGAACAUUCUUCGUUAUCUCGUACAAAAUACGUUCUUCUCUCACUAUUCACAUUGUUUUGUAUAUUUCCUGAUUUAAAGUGUAUUUAAUAAAGUACAGUUUCGACUCGAGUCGAACGGUGUAACAUUGUAAGAAUCUUGGUGCCGGCAGAACAGUGGAGACAAAAAUUGUGAGAAGUGUGCGGUGAGCAGGACGGUGCGAUGGCAGUGGCUGCGGGGCCACGCCGGCCACGCACGCUCCUCUUCGGUGGUAAAUAUUCUUCCGGGAAUACUUUUGGGACGAAGAACCUGUGGUCGAUCCUCGAUGGGCUUCCGCUGAUCUUAGUCUUAGCCGGUGUCGCACAGGUUGCCGCCCUCAGGAUGGCUGAUGGUAGCGGUUGUGGCAUCAAUAGUUUUAGAUGCAUGGACGGCACCUGCAUACCAAGCACUUUAGUCUGCAAUUAUCAAAAAGAUUGCGAAAGUGCAGAAGAUGAAUUUCAAUCGUGCACACCACCAGACUGUGAAGCUGGACAGAUCACUUGUGGUCAAUACAUUUUCAACAAGACUUACUGUAUACCUCCCCAUCAAAGAUGUGAUAUGACUGUUGACUGCGUUGAUGGGACUGAUGAAGCUGGUUGCAAUUACAGGAAAUGCCAACCGGAUGACUUCCGGUGUGGUGGUUCGACACCAGAGCUUUGCAUUCCAAAAGAGAAAAAAUGUGACGGCUACCUAGACUGUCGAAACGGUCGGGAUGAGGAGAAAUGCGAGAACAAUGCGAAACCAGCCUGUAGGUUGGAUCAGUUCAGGUGUAAUUCCACGCAGCGUUGUAUUGAACAAUCAGCCAGAUGUAAUUACAAGGACGACUGUGGAGAUAAUAGUGACGAGGAGGGAUGCAACUUCCAACCUUGUGCAAUCAACCAGUUCCGUUGCGCGAAUUCACUUUGCAUACCAAGAUCCUACGUCUGUGACGGUUACAAGGAUUGCCACGAUGGAUCUGAUGAAAAGUCCUGUACCACGACCGCCUGUCCUCCAAACAAGUUCGUGUGUCCUAGGGGAUCGCCUGACGGCAAACCACUUUGCAUAGAUCGGUCUCAAAUUUGUGAUGGGAAGUCUGAUUGUGAAGAUAAAGCAGACGAAGAAGCUACUUGUUCAUCAGUUAUAUGCACUUCAUUAUUGUGUCGAUACAAAUGUCGAGCAUCUCCCACAGGAGGAGUUUGCUAUUGUCCUCCAGGCUGGGUUCUUGCGAAUGAUUCAACGACUUGCAUAGAUCGUGACGAGUGUUCGGAAUGGGGCUUCUGUGAGCAAUUAUGCCAGAACACAGAAGGUUCAUACACCUGCAGUUGUGCUCCAGGUUUCACGUUGCAGGCACGCAACAAGUGUCGAGCCCAGCAACAUCCUGGUGUGAAACUGGAACUAUUAGUUGCUCAAGAAAGAGCAGUUUGGAGAAUGUCUUCUAGUGCUGAAGAUAGAACUAUUGUCGUCAACACAACUGGAGCUAGCGGAGUGGAUUACUUUUAUUCCAGGGAUUUACUCUUUUGGAGCGAUGUGAAGACCAAGAAAGUGCAUUCAGAACCCUUAAAUGGGGAAGGUUCCAGCUCUAGAGUUGCUAUAUACUUGACGAGUUCAUGGGGACCAGUCGCCAUCGCCGUGGAUUGGAUAGGAGAGAAAUUAUACGUGGUAGAUUCUGUAGUCCAAAAGAUCGAUGUUCUGGAGUUAGAUGGAAGGUUUCAUGGAAUCGCACUAAGUUCCAAUUUGACUAAUCCAGCGGAUAUUGGUCUGGAUCCCACAGUAGGCUUGAUGUUCAUAGCCGAUAACAAACAAGUUCUAAGAGCAAACAUGGACGGAACCGCAGAUUUCCCAAUUGUCUUCGAGGCAGCGUACAAAGUAUCCGGCAUUGCUGUGGAUGUAAUUGCUCGAAGAAUCUUCUGGUGUGAUUCUCAACUUGAUUAUAUCGAGACUGCCGAUUAUUUUGGCAGAAACAGAGUAAUGGUGCUUAGGGGGCAACAGACACCGUCUCCAACGAGACUGACUCUCUUUGAGAAUAAAAUUUACUGGACAGAUGGCACGAAACAAGCUAUCAUGAGUGUAGACAAAACAGAUAGUGAUACUAUUCACACUGUCUACAAAAUGAGGGAUGCAAAGGCUAUAAAGGCUCUGCAUCCUUUGACUCAGCCAACGGUUUCCAAUCCUUGCGGGAAUAACAAUGGUGGCUGUCAACAUAUGUGUAUAGUAACUGCGGCCAGCGAUCAAGAAAAUAGGUUAGGCUACCGUUGCGCUUGUGAUAUAGGCUGGAGAUUAUCCAGUGAUCAGAGGAAUUGUAAUUUGGUCCAGGAGUUCUUAAUGUACUCACAGCAAAGAUUCAUUAAAGGCAGAGUUUUGGAUCCUGUAAUGGAAGGAUUCAGCGAUGCUAUUUCGCCUGUGGUUUCUAGGAGAGCUAGAUUCGUUGGUCUCGAUUAUGAUGCGCAUGAUCAGUACAUCUAUUACAGUGACGUUUUGCAAGAUGUGAUUUAUCGAGUUCGUCAAAGUGGUACAGGCCGGGAUGUUGUGUUAGCUAGUCAGAACGAAGGCGUGGAAGGUUUAGCAGUUGAUUGGGCUGCCAAGAAUCUGUACUAUAUCGAUUCCAGGAAAGGAACACUGAAUGUCUUGAGCACCAGGAACGUAACUUACCGCAGAACAUUGCUAAAGAAUUUGAAACGACCGAGGGCUAUUGUUAUUCACCCUAACCAGGGAUAUAUCUUCUUCUCUGAGUGGGAUAGACCUGCGAACAUCAGUAGAGCUUAUACCGAUGGUUCCAACUUAGUGGUCUUCAAAAAUUUAACCUUGGGCUGGCCCAAUGGCUUGGCCAUUGAUUUCGCGAAAGACAGACUGUACUGGUGCGAUGCUCUUCUAGAUCACGUGCAACAUUCCAAUCUGAAUGGUACUGAUGUGCAAACAGUUAACUCUAGACUGAUCAGACAUCCCUUCUCCAUGGCUAUUCAUGAACAGUGGAUGUACAUUACCGACUGGAGAUUGGAUGCCAUCAUUCGACUUCAUAAGGAAACUGGAGAGCAAGAGACCAUUCUCGUACGUCAACCUGAAACAAAUAGGCUUUAUGGAGUAAAAGUUUACAGUCGUGACAUUCAGACUUCUCUACCGGAUCACCCUUGUUCUGUUGAUAAUGGGGGAUGUGAAAAAUUGUGCUUCGCUAUUCCCCAAAACAAUACCAACAGAUACGGAACUGCUAGGUUAACCAGAGUCUGUGGCUGCCCGUACGGUGAACGUAUUCAAGCAAAUGGCAAGACUUGUGCACCUGAUCCAGAAGCUGAACCACCUCUAGAAGCCUGUCCUAAUACUUGGGACUUCACCUGCGCUAACCAAAGGUGUGUGGCACACGCCUGGGUCUGUGAUGGUGAGAACGAUUGUCUGGACAACAGCGACGAGCGAAAUUGCACCAAACCGACCUGCGCUCCUAACGAAUUCCAAUGCAAAUCAGGUAGAUGUGUUCCCAUGAGCUUCCGUUGCGAUGCUGAGAACGAUUGUGGAGAUUACAGCGAUGAAGCUGAUUGUCCAAAUGUAACUUGCAGUUCUAAUCAAUUCGCCUGUGAUAACAAUAGAUGCAUACCUAAUACCUGGAAGUGUGACUCUGAAAAUGAUUGCGGAGACAGUUCUGAUGAGGGAGAAUUCUGUGUGGCGAAGACUUGUUCCUACUUCCAGUUCACAUGUCCAAGAUCGGGACAUUGUAUUCCACGAUCUUGGGUCUGUGAUGGUGACAAUGACUGUUUCGACCAGCAGGAUGAGGUGGAUUGCCCACCAGUCACUUGUUUAAGUACUCAGUUCACGUGUGCUGACCAAAAGAUGUGUGUUCUCGACUCUUACAAAUGUGAUGGCAUAUCGGAUUGCAACGACGGUAGUGACGAAGUAGGUUGUCCAUCCCUAGCACCGGAUCAAUGUAACACCGACAAGCAAUUCCAGUGUGUUAGCUCAGCGAUUUGCAUUCCAAGAAGCUGGUACUGUGACGGGACUGCAGAUUGUCCAGAUAGAUCUGACGAGCCGGCCUCUUGCGGCCAGGUUGGCUGUCAGCCAGGUUUUUUCAAGUGUCGUAACGAGAAAUGUGUGUUCAAGGCGUAUAUCUGUGAUGGCAAAGACGACUGUGGCGAUGGAUCUGAUGAAGACACUGAAUUGCAUGCUUGCACUGCGCCUGAAUUUAAAUGCGACUCGCAGCAAUGGAAAUGUCCGAACGUGACUGAUAGAUGCGUGAAUAUAAGCAGCGUCUGUGAUGGCAAGUUUGACUGCCCUAAUGGCGCGGAUGAGGGUCCAGCAUGCGAUUUCGAGGAGUGCAGAGGGGCUUACUGCAGCUACCAUUGCAUCCAGACACCUCUUGGAAAGCAAUGCACGUGUCCUCCAGGACAAGAGCUUGGCAAGGAUGGCUAUGAGUGCCAGGAUGUAAACGAAUGUGAGCCUCCAGGACGCUGCUCUCAAACCUGCGUUAACAUCAAACGUGGCUACUAUUGUGGCUGUGUUGACGGAUAUACUUUAGAGAAAGAUAAGCAUACUUGCAAGGCGUUCAAUCGCAGUGCUGCAUUCCUGAUCAUAUCUAACAGGCAUACUAUUCUUGUGGCUGAUCUACAAGAGCAAGCAUUAGAAAGAGUGCCCAUCAACGUGGAGAACGUUGUUGCAACUGCUAGUAAUAUGCACACAGGUACCAUCUUCUGGUCAGACAUGAAACUAAAGAAAAUAUCUAGAUUGGACAGAAAUAGCGAUCCUGUGGAUGUGAUUUCAACCGGGUUGGAUCUGGUGGAAGGUCUUGCAUAUGAUUGGAUAGGUCAAAACCUGUAUUGGUUGGAUUCUAAAUUGAACACCAUUGAAGUAGUCAAGGAAACAGGUACAAAUAGAAUGAUAUUAGUAAAAGAAAACAUUACUCAACCCAGAGGUAUGUGCCUGGAUCCUAGUCCUGGGGCAAGAUGGCUCUUCUGGACAGACUGGGGAGAAAAUCCUCGAAUUGAAAGAAUUGGUAUGGAUGGUACCAAUAGAUCAACUAUUAUUAAUACCAAGAUUUAUUGGCCAAAUGGUCUUGCUUUAGACAUAGCAAACAAACGAAUAUAUUUUGCUGACAGUAAGUUUGAUUUCAUCGACACUUGUCUUUAUGAUGGAACUAAAAGGAUUCAAGUACUGGCUGGAUCCCAUUAUCUGUUGCAUCCUCAUUCUUUAACCUUAUUCGAAGAUACCAUGUAUUGGACAGAUAGACAAUUGAACAGGGUAUUAUCAGCUCACAAGUUCUACGGUGUGAACCAAACAGUAGUAUCUCACUUGAUAUCUCAGCCUUUGUCGAUACAUGUUAAUCAUCCUGCUCUGCAGCCCAUCACUCCAAAUCCUUGCGCAAACGCCACCUGUGCUCACUUAUGUUUGCUAUCUCCAACGAACCCACAAGGAUACACGUGUAAAUGCCAAGUUGGAUUCAAGUUACAGUACAAUGGACAGUGCACAGAAGAGGAAAUGCCUUAUUUGAUGGUCCUACGAGGUUCUCAAAUUGUGGACGUCUCUUUGAUACCAGGAAGCACUAAGACUGGUUAUAUAACUCCUGUUGUUGGAGUCGAAGGAGGUAAAUUUAUAGACUAUGACAGAAAGGAAAGAAUGAUAUAUUGGUUACAAACUAAGGAUGACGAUGAUGAGAAUGGUACUAUUUACACGACUCCUUAUAAUGGUGGCAACAGAACAGAGUUCCCCAAUCCUACUGGCGAGAGUGGAAUCGUUGGAGCGCCAUCAGCGAUGGCGUUCGAUUGGUUAGGAAGAAAUCUGUUCAUCGGAAACAAAUAUGCUUCCAAUAUAGAGGCCAUAAAAGUAGAUGGUAAAAUCAGGUAUAGAACGAUAGUACUGGUCAAUGAUGGCAAUAAGACGUCUGUAGCGAAGCCAAAGGCUAUGUGCGUUGACCCUCUUGAAGGACAUAUAUUCUGGGUAGAUGAUGGUAGCUUUGGUAUCCCUAUGAAGAUCGGAAGGGUAAACAUGGACGGUACGAACCCUAUCAUCUUGGUGGAUAAUGUAGGAAGACCAGAGGCUAUCACGAUCGAUAUACCUAGCAAGACUAUCUACUUCAGUUCACUCUAUCCAGCCAGAAUUACGGCAAUCUCAACAGAUGGACGAAAUCUGAGGACCAUUGUGUCGGAGAACAUAGCAUUGCCAAAAGCACUUGCUGUUCACGAUAAUAAGCUAUACCUUCUUGAUCCUAGCUACGAUAAAAUAGAAAGAGUAGACCUACCUGGUGGAAGUAAUCCUACUACAAUAAUCGACAACGACUCUGAGUUGAAAACUUUGACAAUUUACAAGAAACGCGUCACUGGAGAUCAUCCAUGUUUUAUAAGGAAUGGCGGCUGUGAACAGAUCUGUCUCCCAGCUUCUGGAGGCACCAGGGUCUGUGCUUGUGGCAUGGAGUACCGUAAAGUCAACGACACUUCCUGUGAACCCUUCAAGAGCUUUGCAGUGGUUACCCAACUGGAUGUCGCCAGAGGGUACAGCCUGAAAGACGCAAAAGAAGCAAUGGUACCAAUCGCUGGAGUGGGUCAUCAUAUCCUCCAUGUAGAUGUCUACAGUGCUGGCAAUUGGAUUUACUGGGUAGAAUUCAAUCGUGGAAUGUGGAAUGGAAUAUUCCGCGUUAGACCAAAUGGCACUGAGCUGCAGCACGUUGUGAAACAAGGAAUAGGUUCAAAUGGCAUUAGAGGUCUUGCUAUUGACUGGGUAGCUGGUAAUAUGUAUUUCACCAAUGUGUUUCCCCAUGACAAUUAUGUAGAGGUUUGCAAACUAGAUGGUAGCAACAGGAAAGUAUUGGUAAAGAAGACCACAGAUUCCCCUAGGGAAUUAGCUGUGAAUCCCAUUAAAAAGUAUCUCUAUUGGAUAGAUUAUGGGCAGUACCCACGAUUAGGCAAGGCUUAUCUAGAUGGGAGCAACUGGACGCCUAUAGUUACUUCGGGUAUCAGUACUCCACGUGACAUAACCAUCGAUCCUGAUACACACGAUGUCUAUUGGGUAGACUCUAAACAAGACACCAUUCAGAAAGUCUCUUACACCGGGGGAAGCCGUCAAAUUAUCAGGCGAAACUUACCCAAUCCCAUGGGUGUAGCUAUUUAUGGUGACUAUGUCUAUUGGGUGGAUAGAAAUCUAGCCACAGUGUUCAAGGCUAGCAAACAAAGUGACUUUAGUAUGCCAACGAUUGUGAGGUCGAAUCUUCCCAAAUUGAGAGACAUUGUCAUGUUCGAUCAAAAAAGUCAACCACCAGAUCCAAUGAAUCCCUGUUCGUCAGAGGGAAACGCAGACUGUGCGCAACUCUGCUUUGCUAUGCCUAAAGAAAGUACGGUUCCUUUUAAGUGUGAAUGUGCGGUUGGUAAGCUAGCGGCGGACGGUAAGAACUGCGAGAACAUGGAGGAAUAUCUGGUGUUCGCUACGAGGACAGAAAUUAGAGCCAUUGGUCUGGACCCACAGAAUACUAGCGUACCAUUUAACUCGAUUGGAAAUUUGACCAACGUAGUGGGUGUGGACUUUGACUAUCGCGACAAGAAGCUAUUGUUUACCCAGAUCAGGCCUUGGGCCAAGAUAGCUUGGAUGCAGGCAGAUAAUCCCUCCUCCUCUGAGAUUCACACGUUGAUCAGCAAAGGAAUCAAUCCUGAGGGCAUUUCUUAUGACUGGACGCAAAAGAAAGUUUACUGGACGGACUCUUCCAACAAUAGUAUAUACGCAAUGGAUCUGGAUGGGUCGAAUCUUGUGAUGAUUGCCAGAGUGGAUAGACCUAGAGCCAUAGUAGUCGAUCCUUGUAAUGGAUCUUUGUACUUUACUGACUGGGGUCGCUUUGGAACAUCUGGGAAAAUUUUCAGGACCACCAUGGCAGGUUCUUUGAAGAAAGCUAUCAUAGAUAAAGACCUUUCUCAACCCAGUGGCUUGGCAAUCGAUUAUGAAGAUCGUAUACUCUAUUGGACUGAUGCAGUUAGGGAGAAGAUAGAACGCUCAGAGUUGGAUGGAAGCAAUCGUCAGAUCUUGGUCUCCGCUACGAUAUACCCAUUUGCUAUAACAGUCUUCGGAGAGUAUAUUUUCUGGACGGACCUUCAGCUAAGAGGUGUAUAUCGGGCUGAGAAACACACUGGAGCAAAUAAGGUUGAAUUGGUGAAACGUUUGGAGGAUUCGCCUAGAGACUUGCAUAUCUAUUCAGCAGCUAGGCAACAGUGCAAGGUAAAUCCUUGUAACAUUUCAAACGGUGGUUGUGAUCAGUCUUGUCAUCCAGGAAUAAACGGCUCAGCAGAGUGUAAGUGUGACGAUAACAGUAGACUGGUGAACGAGGACAGAAUGUGUGUUCCUAAGAACGUAACCUGUGACUCCAGCAAGUUUGCCUGUAGAAAUGGCCGCUGCAUUUCAAGAAUGUGGGCGUGCGAUGGUGACAACGACUGCGGUGAUGGUUCUGACGAAGAUAUUAACUAUUGUUCUUAUCAUUCGUGCAGUCCCAAUGAGUUCAGGUGUAACAAUGGCAGGUGCAUCUUCAGAACCUGGAAAUGCGACCACGAGAACGACUGUCGCGAUGGUAGCGAUGAGGAGGGUUGUGUGUAUCCUCCUUGCGCUCCUGGAGAGUUCACUUGCGCCAACUAUCGUUGUAUUCCACAAUCACAGGUCUGCAAUGGCGUUAACGACUGUAAGGACAACGUUACUUCGGAUGAGACCCAUGAACGCUGUCCUAGGAAUACCACGUGUCCUCCUAAUCAUCUGAAGUGUGAGAAAACUAAUAUAUGUGUAGAGCCGUAUUGGCUUUGCGAUGGGGAUAACGAUUGUGGGGAUAAUAGCGAUGAAAAUCCACUGCACUGUGCUCAGAGAACUUGUCCCCAAAGCUCCUUCAGGUGUCCCAAUCAUAGAUGCAUUCCAGCUACUUGGUACUGUGAUGGAGACGAUGAUUGUCUGGAUGGCAGUGAUGAACCACCUGGUUAUUGUCAAUCAGAAGGCAGAACCUGCUUUGGAGAUCUGUUCACUUGUGAUAAUGGCAAUUGUAUACCUAGAAUCUACAUCUGUGAUGGGGAUAAUGAUUGUUUAGAUAAAUCUGAUGAGGAUGAACGUCACCAAUGCAAUGAGAGAAAGUGUGACGAGGAGACUGAAUUUACUUGUACUGCGAAUAAGCUGUGGAACAGGGCACAGUGUAUCCCAAAGAAGUGGUUGUGUGAUGGGGACCCAGAUUGUGUAGAUGGAGCUGAUGAAAAUGUGACCUUGCACCACUGUCCCACUCCAACACCUUGUGCUGACAAUCAAUUCACAUGUGACAAUGGUCGUUGCUUAAAUAAGAAUUGGUUGUGUGAUCAUGACAAUGAUUGUGGUGAUGGUAGCGAUGAAGGAAAAUUCUGUAACUCCAGAUAUAAGCCUUGCACUAGCCAGGAGUUCACUUGUCAUAACUUUAAGUGUAUCAGGAAGCAGUUUCAUUGCGAUGGUCAGGACGAUUGUGGUGAUCAUUCUGACGAAGAUGGAUGUCCACCAAAGAUAAAGAACACGGUCUGUCCAAACCCAAAGGACUUUAUGUGUGCAAAUGGGAACUGUAUCGACAUGCAAUUAGUCUGCAAUAAGGAACCCGAUUGUGCAGAUGAAAGUGACGAACCUGCUCACUGUAACAUAGAUGAAUGUGCUGCUGUGGAAAUGAAUCAAUGUGCUCACAAAUGUAUUGACACGCCAACGAGUUACUAUUGUGAAUGUAAUCCAGGUUACAGACUCUUGGAAGACGGGAAAGCCUGUGAAGAUAUAGACGAAUGUAUGGAGACGCCACAAGUGUGUAGCCAGCAGUGUCAAAAUACACCAGGGAGCUUUUACUGCAAGUGUAAUCAUUAUUGGUACGAACGUGCUGCUGACGAGCAUACUUGUAAGAGAAGAGACAACAUCAUACCUUGGAUUGUCUUCACGAACAAGUAUUAUGUUAGAAAUAUGUCUAUUGAUGCUUCUAACUAUAGCCUGAUGCAUCAAGAUCUUAUCAAUGUUGUUGCUCUGGAUGCUGAUUACGCUGAACAAAUGCUCUACUUCUGUGAUGUUACUGCUAAAACAAUUUUCAGAGCACCUAUUGCAGGAGGAGAGAAAGAAGCAAUCAUUAGACACGAUAGUCUUGGUUUGGAAGGAAUAGCAAUUGACUGGGUAGGCAAGAAACUGUACUGGCUUGACCGCCAUGCUAAACAUUUGGAUGUUGCUGAGCUUAAUGGUACCAACAGAAAGACUCUGUUAACUGGCAUAGCUGACCCACGUGCUAUUGUUGUUCAUCCUGGCACAGGAUACCUGUACUUCACUUCAUGGCACCUUCAGGCUUACAUAGGCAAAAUGGGAAUGGAUGGCAGUAACUUCACAAGAAUUCUCACUUGGGAGGAUGAUAUAGCUUGGCCUAACGCUCUGACUAUUGAUUACUUCACCGAUAGAAUCUUCUACGCAGAUGCUCAUCUAGAUUACAUUGCAUUUGCUGACUUGGAAGGUCAUAAUAGGCGGAAAGUUCUUUCCGGGUCUGCAGUACCCCAUGUCUUUGCCAUUACUGUAUUCGAUGAUUUCAUCUUCUGGACUGACUGGAACCUAAAGGCAAUCAGCAGAGCAGACAAAUUUUCCGGAGCUAAUUUACGAGUACUUAGAAAUACCACUCACAGACCAUACGAUAUCCACGCGUACCACCCUUUGAGACAACUGCCCUAUAACAAUCCUUGCAUUGAGAAUAAUGGUGGUUGCUCUCACUUGUGUCUAAUUUCACCACCUGCAAGUUCCUACCUAUUAGAAGGAUACGGUCAACCUGGCGUCACGUCAUACAAAUGCAAUUGCCCGAAUCAAUUCAUUUUAAACAAAGAUGGAAAGACAUGUCGAGCUAAUUGCACUGCUGGCCAGCACAGAUGUGGUCCUCCGGAUGAAAAAUGCAUUCCGUGGUAUUGGAUGUGUGAUGGUGAAAAGGAUUGCAAAGAUGGUUCAGAUGAACCCACCAGUUGUGUAGCUCGAGUGUGUCGACCCAGCGUUUUCCAAUGCGCAAAUGGUAACUGUAGACCCAGUGUAGCUGUCUGUGACGGUGCUGACGACUGUGGGGAUAAGAGUGAUGAAGCCAACUGUAACUUAGAAUGUGGCGAGUUGGAAUUCAAGUGCAAAUCCAAUGGUCGUUGCAUUCACGAAUCUUGGAAGUGCGAUGGGGAUGCUGAUUGCAAGGAUGGCAGUGACGAAGACCCCGCUAUUUGUCAUAAUCGACCAUGCGAUCCAAGCACAGAAUUCACUUGCAAGAAUGGCAGAUGUAUUCAGAAAGUAUGGAUGUGCGAUUCUGACAAUGACUGUGGCGAUGAUAGCGACGAGCCAGCCUACAUGUGUCGUCAAAAAAAUUGUACCACCGGUUGGCAGCGUUGUCCAGGUCAUGCCAAUUAUCGUUGUAUACCUAAAUGGUUGUUCUGUGAUGGCAAAGACGAUUGUCGCGAUGGUUCCGACGAGCUUCCCGAGAAUUGUCCCAAGUGUGAUCCUGAAAUGGACUUCAAAUGUACCAAUAAUAGGUGUGUGCCUAAACAAUGGCUCUGCGAUUUCGCUGACGACUGUGGGGAUGGCAGUGAUGAAGCUGAAGCCAUGUGCAAGGAUCGCUAUAGAGAAUGUUCAGAAUCUGAGUUCAAGUGUGACAAUGGCAAGUGCAUCGCCUCCAGGUGGAGAUGCGAUUCUGAAGACGAUUGUGGUGAUAACAGUGACGAGAAUGGCUGUCAAGAAUUCGUGUGCAAAGGAGAUACAUUCCAGUGUGCAAGUGGCCACUGCAUCGCAUCAUAUCUAAGAUGUGAUGGCACACGUGAUUGUAGAGACAUGAGCGACGAAAUUGGUUGUCCGCCAAAGUAUCCAGGAGGAAGAUACUGCCCACAAACAAGAUUUCAGUGUGAUAACAACCUUUGUGUCUAUCUUACUGAUAUAUGUGAUGGAAGCGAUGAUUGUGGUGACGGUUCUGAUGAAAAUGCUAGCAUGUGUGCAAACUUCAAAUGCGAUACAACUAGGAGAUUCCAAUGCGCCAAUCAUAAGUGCAUCACUAAAUAUCAAUUGUGUGAUGGCAUUGACAAUUGUGGUGAUGGUUCUGACGAGAACAAUAUGACCAUGUGCGCAUCCAGAAUCCGUCCAUGUGAUGCCAUAACAGAGUAUACUUGUGCCAAUAAGAAAUGCAUCGAUCGGUCGAAGCUUUGUGACUUUGCCGACGACUGCGGAGAUUCCUCUGACGAACUUGGUUGUCAUCACAAUAAACCCUGUCUGGAAAGCAAUAAAGGCGGCUGCUCUCAUUAUUGUCACAACAUCUCUGAUGCAGGAUACAUCUGUGCUUGUUAUCCCGGUUACAUAAUCGCGCAAGAUGACCGGAAGCAUUGUGAAGAUAUCGACGAAUGUGCUACUGGCCAGCACCAGUGCUCUCAGCUUUGCACUAAUCUAAAUGGCACUUAUUCCUGCUCCUGCAGGCAAGGAUUUGAACUGUCUGACAAUCGCAGUGGCGUCUGUAAAGCUCUGGACACUGAUAUGAUGAUCCUAUUUGCUAAUGGUCCUGGAAUUAGAGCUUACGAUCCUCGUAACAAAGAGGAAAUUGACGUUAUUGCCAAUGAAAAGAGGGUACAGGCUCUGGACUUCGAUCCCAAGUCGGAGUAUGUGUUCUGGAUCGAUGGUUAUGAUAAUUCCAUUAAGAGGUCGUACAUGGUGAACGCUAAAGGUGGACAAGUGAAGAUUGGAUACGCCCAGGAUCUCAAUAUAAAGAGCGAGUCAGGACUGACAAGUUUGGCCGUAGACUGGAUUUCCGGCAAUCUCUACUGGACAGAAAUCGAUUCCUCAGGGGCAACAUUAUUCGGAAGAGUAAUGGUCUCAAAGGCAGAUGGUAGAUACCGUCGAAGUCUGAUAACAGUCGGUCUAGAAAUACCAACCUCCAUCGUAGUAGACCCAGAACUAGGUCGAGCCAUUUGGGCAGACGUUGGAAGCCAGCCCAAGAUCGAAAUCGCUUGGAUGGAUGGCGACAGAAGGAAACAACUGGUCUCUGAUCGAAUUGGACAACCUAUUGCUCUUACUAUUGAUUAUUCUAUGCAGCAUGUUCUUUACUGGGCUGACAGCAAGCUUAACACCAUUGAAUCUAUUGAACAGGAUGGAUCGAACAGAAAAGUUAUCCUUAAAGGAGAUAGCUUACGACACCCAGUAUCUUUGGAUACCUUUGAAAACAAUCUGUAUUGGGUGACCAGGAGGUCCGCUGAACUGUUCAGACAGGAUAAAUUUGGCAGAGGCGUACCAGAGCUCAUAGUCAAGCCCCUGCCUAAUUCAGGAGGAGUUAAGGUGUAUCAUCAACAGAAAUACAAUAUUUCUUUAAGAAAUCCCUGCCACGAGGACCAGUGUACCCAUUUAUGUGUCCCGAUUCCUAGUGGAUAUCGCUGUCUGUGCUCAGACAGUAUUGGUCCACUGCAACAAAGAGAGACGAUGCGGUCCAACGAACGUCAUUGCGACGCAACUAAUGAAAGACCACUUCCUGCACCGAGAAUCUGCCUUUGCAGAAACGGUGGAGUAUGUCAGGAAGUCGAAGACAAGUUGCAGUGUGAUUGUCCAAAUCUUUUCCAUGGAGAAUUCUGUGAAAUUAUGUUAGGGGCUAGGUCGAGCAAUGCCACUGCAGCCAUCGUUAUACCCAUUGUUGUUUCUGUCUUGGUCCUACUUGGAGCUGCAGCUGUUAUUAUGGUGCUAAAGAAACGACCAUUUGGUAAACCUGGAGUGGUAAAUCUUGGUAGUUUAACUGGUGCUCAGAGUGUAUCCUUCAGACAAGGAAGCAAUGUUGAAUUUGGUGUACCUGCUCAUGAAAGAAUGGAACCUCUGGAUGUGGAGUACAACCUUGGUGACGUAAGUAACAAGAACAGGGACUUUAGUAACCCCAUGUACGACGCGGUGAACACAGAAACAGGCGCUACAAAUGGUACCGGCGCUAGUAGUAUGUACGAAUUGCCAGCUGAGAUGAAACCAUCUAGCAUCCAGCACAAGGAUCCACCACAAUUGCACCUGAAGAGGAGAGAACUCGACCCAACACCCAUCGAUUCGGGGAAAGAUACACAACAGUUGGUUGAGGAAGACAAGUCCGAGUGUUAAAUAGUUUAACUCUUUGGUGCAGUGACGUAGUUAGAAAUUUCAGAUGAUUUGGAAAGCAAACAGACUUAUUUGAAUAAUGUAACGGCAAGAUAGAAUCGAUCUAGAGAUUUUUAGGAAAUUUGACAAGAGUUUGUAUGAUAUGGCGUAUCGAUCUAUUCACAAAUUUAUUGUAAUUGUUAUUUCUUUGACCUAUAUAAACACGUCAUCGGUUCGUUUUGAAGUUUAAAAAUAGUAAUAACUAAUAAUUCUUUUCAAAAAUCUAAACAGAGUUCCGAACUGUAUUAUUGGUAUAGGGUUUACUUUUUCAAACUAUCCAUCAAUCUUCAUCAGGUGCACAUAUCGUAUACAUUUAUCUUUAACGAAGGCAAUUUUUAAUGGAGCACAAGACUGAGUAUGUACAACACGAUUUUUGUAAAAUUCUGGAAUGGAAUGCGAUUAAAUUUCUUGUGUCGAACUAUAGCGUACUGAGCUUACAGCUUAUUUACAGUAAAGUUCAAGAAGAAAAAGAAAAGUGCAUCUGACUACGCCACUGCUUCUAUAUAGGAAUGCUCUCGUAUCUGUGGCACUUCUGUCUCAAAAACUUUAUCUAUCUAUAAACAAAAUACAUUAAAACAGAUAAAAAUAAAAAAUAAGUUGCACGAAUCUUCUAUAACAUAAUGAGAAAAAAAGAAUUGUGUUUUAGCUUUUUAUGUAUUGAGAUUGAAGUGCAACUGGUAACGGGUUUGUGUCCUCUUAGGUGCGAUUUGUAAGUCUUGUAAAUACGAUUAUCGCAGAAUAUUAAUAUCACGUUGUCCAUGUAACAUAAUGAAAACAAAACAUUCCAUAUUUUUUCUUCGAAGACAACUCGAGGUGAAUUAUAACGGGCGCUUAAGGGACUGUACGUUAAAAAAAGAAGACAGACCUCGACGAGCGUGUCAUUUCACAAAAUAUGCGUUUUCUUCGUAAUGAUAGGAGAGACGAAUCUGUUUUGAAAAAAAAGAGAGAAAAGGUUUUCUCUUUUUCAGCUUUCUCGGCCGCAUGUAAGCGUUGUUAUAUGCGUUUGUACAUUUUUCUAGACUAUGCGCGAGGAACGUCAGUGUACAGUUUUUCUUCCGUAGCAACUGUGAUCGUAAAAAUUACAAAUUAGGCCCGAGUAUGCGAGGUAAUCAUUUUAAUGAACAAAGCGUACCCGUUUUCUGUUGUGCGUCCCCAAACAUGAGUGAGAGAGGAAUCUUGUAUCAUUUUGUUUCUUCCUUUUUUGAAAGAUUUAUUAUUUGGUACAGUAGAAUCUCGAUUAUAGAAAAAAUCGAAAGUAUUUUGUAAGAUUUGUAACUUCAGAAUCUGCAAUUUUGUUGUUGUAUAUUGCAUAUCAAAUUAUAGAGACUGUUAAAUCUA